GGAAAGGAAAUCAAUCAGUAAAGGCAAAGUUAAGGAAAAGGAGAUCAAAGAGAGGAUCAGAACAGAGAGCACAAGCACAUGACAAUGGUGAAAAGAGAACCAUCACAACCCCCGUGAGGCCGUGAAACGGUGACCCUUAUCUUUCUAUCUCUCUCUCCGUUCCUUCAAAUCGAAGGAACACACACCUAUCUACACAUCGCUUAUUGCAUAUGCAUCUCUCUCUCUCUCUCUCUCUCUCUCUCUCUCAAUUAUUAAAACCAAACCCCACGCCUUUAUUUAUUACGCCCGUUCAUCCCAAUCAUUGUCUCAAUAACAGCCGUUUAAUCGCCACUUUCUUACCCCUCUUUUCUGAUUUCAUGACUCCCACAUUGACAUGUCACCGGCGUUGCUAGACACCGGGGCUCUGAUUCAAAACCCUAAUAUUAACGGUCAGAUUUCUCAUCCUCUUUUUAUUGCCUCUUGUUUUUAUUUGGAUUCUCUAUCGGCACAACAACCACCAUUGCUAAGCUUCUCGAACGCCAUGAACCCAUUAAAUUUUGGUGAUUUAAAUUACGGGUUUUCAAAUUCAAGCGGAAAUGCCCAGAAUUUGAACUUUAGCUCGCCUUCUAUUCCACGAUCAUCGGGGAAGCCUCUUUCGAAGCCGAGAUUCGUGAAAGCGAGAAAGGAAUCCAAUUCCCAGAAUUUGAAAUUCCCAGCUGACACCUGUGCGGGGCCCGGUUUUAAUCCGUUCGGACCUGUUUCGGGCUCUGCUGAGCAGGAUGUUUCAAAGUCCACUGCAUUUGGGUUUGGUAGCGGUGGGAAUGAGUCGUUUGUUUUUGGAACCAGUAAAAGUAUUUUGGGUGGGAAUUCAGAUUCAGGGAAGUGGAAUGUGGAGAAAAAAGUCAUUGAACAAAUGAAAAAUGUGAGAAUUGGGAGCGGAAUUGUGUUCCUGAAUAAUAACUUAAAUGCAAGCGAUAGAAGUGAUUUUGUGUUCGGGAGCGAUCACAAUAAGAGUUCCAUUAUUAAUGAUGGCACGAAGAAGUUGACCAUUGAUGAUAACGAGAUUGAGAAGCUUGCUGAUGAAAGGUCCAAAUUAACGGCAAAUGAUAUUGCCAAAUUUGGGCUCAGGAGUGGUGACAAUGUGACUGCUUCCAUUGGGAAAAAUGUGGAAUCAAAGCUACCAGAUGAGUUGAAGAAGAAAUUAAAUAUCGAAGAGACAAAGGAUUUCAAUAGGGGUAGCGGUAUUUCCAGUGUCGAUGAUGUGAAAAUGUCUGGUUUCAGAAGUGGUGCCAAAAGCUUGGAGAAUGUACUUCCUGAUGAGAUUAAGAAUUUGAACAUCAAGGAUUCUUCGGAUGCUAAUGACAUUGAUAGUAAGACCUAUGAGAAGGAUAGUUUUGCAUCUGGAAGCCGGAAAGGAACUAGGAGUCAAUCGGGUAGAGAAACAGAAAACAUACAGUUGAGCGAGAUGGAGAGCAAGUUGAACAUUGCAAGUGCAAUCGGAGAAUCUUCUGAUCAAACGGACAUGGGAUUUUCUUCUUCUCGAAUCUUUGCCAAGCAAAUGCAAACUGGAAAUGGGGGUGUUAAGAAGUUCCAUGAUUUUGGUAAUUCUGCUCCGAUGAAGUUUACUUUCAAGGGAGGGGUGCAGGGUGAGGAGGCAAGUAGUAGUCAAGUUCCUAUUGACCAACCCAAAGUUGAGACACAGCCAAGUGGACUUGCAGGACCAUCAUCUGCUUUCUCAUCCAGUGGCUUAGCUGGUGGGUAUGCUUUUGGAUUGCCACCAACAGGUAGAGCGGAGAAAAGAGAUGGGUUUAUUUUUACAAGCAAGCAAGAUGGUGUUGGAUCACGCUUUCUUGAAUUUAAAACACCGAAUCCCAAGGGAAAUCUAUUCUCUGGUUUAAAUCGGAAAGUAGAAAUCAGUGCGAAGUUUAAAGACUCAAAAGUAAAGAAAAAAAAAGGAAAGUUGAAGCAACCAGCCAAAGUCCAUCUAUGGACUGGGCAAGAUUUUGUUUCAAGGGAAAGUGGUUGUCGUGAAAUCCCUGAGGCUUCUGAAUCUUAUUCACCCAUGGAUGUUUCGCCAUAUCAGGAAACAUUAUCUGAUACUCAAAUUUCAAGGGAAACUUCUGUGGCAUCUGAGGAAUCUUUCAGUCUUGAUAACCAAUAUCCAUCAACUGGUUCACAAGCAUCUGCUUUGAACGAUGCCAUAGAUGAAGUUUUGGUUGUUGCAACACAACAAAUGGAUAUAAAUGAAGACGAUGUGCAAUUCAGAGCAUCGAAAAGCGAAGGUUCUGGUUAUUGUUCUGAUAAAGGUAUUGGUGCUGAAAAUCCUCCAGAAGAUUCCACAUCAUGGGCUGAAACAGAAAGCUUUAAAUCUGCAAAUGAGGAAGUAGACUUUAUCAAUGAUGUUGUGGUUACUUCAGCAGAAAAUGGAGCCAGUUCUAGUACAAAUAUUGAGAAGCGAGAUAGUGAUGUCAGGGUUCAAUUUGGUUCUCCUGCAAGUUCUGAGGAUUUUAUUGGUUCUGGUUUUACCUUUGCUGCUUCUGCUGCUGCUCAACCAUCAUCAAAACGUCAGAAUAAAAAGAAAAAUUGGGUUAAAGUUGGUCAUGAUUCUUAUAAUUCCACUCCAAAUGCGAAAGUUUCAUAUGCGCCAUCAUCUUCACAGUUUACUAUAUUUUCUGGAGCUUCAUUGCCUUCGUCCCCUACUCUGGCAAAGAAAGUUGGUCUAUCCACUCCAUUCCACAUGAUUGGAGAUAAUUCUGAGGGGCUUAGAGGACAGGAGAUGAAGCAGGAGUCUGAUUUGAUUUCUGCCGCAUCAGUUGCAGCUCAGGAAGCAUGUGAAAAGUGGCGAUUAAGGGGAAACCAAGCAUAUACGCACGGAGAUUUGUCCAAAGCUGAGGAUUGUUACACACAAGGGAUAAAUUGUGUUUCUACAAGUGAGACAUCUAGAAGCUGUCUCAGGGCGUUGAUGUUGUGCUAUAGCAACCGUGCAGCAACACGAGUGUCUCUUGGAAGAAUGAGAGCUGCACUUGGAGAUUGUAAGAUGGCUGCUGAAAUUGAUCCCACUUUUCUCAGGGUAAAAGUUAGAGCUGCAAAUUGUUACCUGGCCCUGGGGGAAGUUGAAGAUGCAUCACAGUAUUUCAUGAAGUGCUUACAGUUAGGAAGUGACAUCUGUGUGGACCGAAAAAAUGCAGUUGAGGCCUCUGAGGGACUACAAAAGGCACAGAAAGUGUCUGAAUGCUUGCAACAGUCUGCUGAACUUUUGCAAAGGAAAACUUCCUAUGAUGCAGGAUGUGCUUUGGAACUUAUUUUGGAGGCCUCAACUAUGAGCCCAUUCUCAGAAAAAUUACUUGAAAUGAAAGCAAAGUCCCUUUUCCUGCUGCGAAAGUAUGAUGAAGUAAUUCAGCUAUGUGAGCAGACUUUUGAUUCUGCUGAACAGAAUUCUCCUCUGAUAUAUGCUGAUUGCCAAUCAGCAGAUCUAGAUAGUAGUGAUCUUAUGAAGGAUUCCUCCUUUUCUCUUUGGCGAAGCCACCUGAUUUUCAAAUCCUACUUCUAUCUUGGAAAGCUGGAGGAGGCUAUUGGUUCACUACAAAGGCAAGAGGAACUGAUUGAAAAAAGUGGUGUGCGCAGGAAUGAUGACAAGAUGAUGGAAUCAUUAAUACCCUUAGCUGCCACUAUACGAGAACUCUUACACCAUAAGGCUGCAGGAAAUGAAGCAUUUCAAGCAGGAAAGCAUUCAGAAGCCAUUGAGCAUUACACUGCUGCCCUGUCAUGCAAUGUAGAGGCGCGUCCUUUUGCAGCUAUUUGUUUCUGCAAUCGAGCUGCUGCAUACAAAGCAUUGGGCCAAAUUACUGAUGCUAUUGCAGACUGCAGCCUAGCAAUAGCUCUUGAUGGAAGUUAUCUGAAGGCAAUUUCUAGAAGAUCCACUUUAUAUGAGAUGAUUGGGGAUUAUGGACAAGCAGCUAGUGAUCUUCAGAGACUUGUAUCUACUCUCACUAAGCAAGUAGAGGAGAAGUCCAAUCAGUUUGGAUCAUCUGAUAGAAUGGGAAACUUGGCAAAUGAUUUAAGACAAGCUCGUAUGCGUCUUUCCACGAUUGAAGAAGCAGCUAGAAAGAAGAUUCCUCUGGAUAUGUACCUCAUUUUGGGAGUUGAACCUUCUGCUUCAGCCUCAGAAAUUAAGAAGGCAUAUCGGAAAGCUGCACUUAGGCACCAUCCUGACAAGGCUGGUCAGUCAUUGGCAAGAAGUGAGAAUGGAGAUGAUGGUCUCUGGAAAGAGAUAGGAGAAGAAAUCCACAAACAUGCAGACAGACUUUUUAAAAUGAUUGGGGAGGCAUAUGCAGUACUUUCAGACCCUACUAAGCGCUCACAGUAUGAUCUUGAAGAAGAGAAGAGGAAUGCCAAAAAGAGAGAGAGUGGAAGCAGCGCAUAUAGAACAUGCACAGAUGCUCACAACUAUCAAUUUGAAAGAAGCGGCACUAGGAGACAAUGGAGAGAGGUUUGGAGAUCAUAUGGUAGGUAGCUCACCAACGGAAGGGCCAGCCACUUGGUUAAAGAGAUCUUGAUGACAAUCAUAUGUGCUUGCUUGAUAAGAAUCUCCGGAUUUCAGAGUGACAAUUGUGUGUUAACAUGGGUUUGAUUGGUUAGCGGCAGUCUGUCUGUAACUUCAACUGAUACUUGAGUGGGCUUGCUGAUGGGAAAUUACUUAAGCUACUUUGAAAAUUGAUGACUUAUGCAGCAGAUGGAAGGCGCAGGAUGGCUUGAAGCUCUGACGAAAAUUCUGGUUUUUUCACCCGUACAAUAUGUUGUUCCCAAAAAUACCAAAAAGUAGGGGAAAAGAAACUGUUUCCCGUUGAGGGUUGACAGUCAGACUCUGGAAAUUUGUGAAUCUGAAGGCUAGUCCUUUUUUUUUUUUUUUCCCGGAAAGAGGAAAAAGAACAGGAAAAGAAACAUCCUAGUGUGAUUUAAAAUUUCACAAGAUAUGAUAAAGUUAUUGCUAGCUGUUUGAGGUGUGUAAAUGUACCGGCCACUUGUACAGAUGAAAUGUUAGAAAUGCAAUUAAUAAAUCAUUAUAAUUUGAUUUUUAUCA
This is a messenger RNA of Hevea brasiliensis (rubber tree), 5059 nucleotides long. RefSeq lists its product as uncharacterized. Bases 374 to 4492 code for a protein of 1372 amino acids. NCBI's taxonomy places the organism in Eukaryota, Viridiplantae, Streptophyta, Magnoliopsida, Malpighiales, Euphorbiaceae. The record is from RefSeq and is a predicted model, not a curated record. Gene Ontology annotation, molecular function: protein binding. The transcript is spliced from 11 exons.